UUGCUCAGAUGUGACGCUCGAGAUUCAAAGUUGGUCAGCGAGGCGUAGCUAGGCUAGCUUCUCAAUGGCAUGUUAUGUUUUCAGCAGUAACGAUAGUCUGCAUUAAUAUUUGGUAGAAUCUCUCGUUUAUGAAAGUUGUGUAACUUUUGUGUGUGUUAUUGGACCAGAAUGGAAGGUAAAAUGAUCGGACCGGGUCCAUACAGGGCAACGAAGUUGUGGAAUGAAACUAUCAAGCUCUUCCGUGGAGGCAUGCCUCUGAAAAGACACUGGGCAUACUUCCGUAGCUAUGACAACAGCUUCACUGGAUCUGAGGCCGUUGAUUGGCUACAUGAGCUGCUAAAGCGAAAUCAUAACUUUGGGCCAGAGGUGACCCGGUACCAGACCCUGCAACUGCUCAGGAAAUUCAUGAAGAACCACGUCGUUGAGGAUGUCAAGGGCCGCUAUGGUAAAGAAGACUUUGAGGACAGUGGUCAAGUCUACAGGUUCCCUCCUACGUCCCCCCUGAAGCCCCUGCCCCAGCGGACCCCAGUGUCAGAGAACUGCGACCUGCCCCGCCUCAUCCGCUGGGACGACUACGAGGAACUGCCGCAGCCAGAGAAGAUCCCCAUGAAGUCUCUGAUCCUGAACUCAGAGACGUGGAACAAGAGACACAGCAUAGCCAUUGGAGAGGUGCACGAGUGCAAAAUCAUACGUAGGAGUGACAUCACCCCCAAGCAAGUCGACCAAAUCUGGAAGAAAAUGACAAUCGCACAUUUGCAGAGAGUGCUGGGUCUGAAGACAAUGGAUGGAGUGUUGGAUCCCAAACACGUGAAUGCAAAGCAUAUAAUUCACAACGUAUUCAGUGUCAAUAAAACAGGAAUAGUUAUUGUGAAGAACAAAGCGGAGGACAUGCCCUAUUGGGUUCUAUCAGCAAUGAAGUGCCUAGCCAACUGGCCCAACGGUAGGGAGACCAAGCAGCCCAUGUACCCAGGCUUUGAGCGUGAUGUGCUCCGUACGGUGGCUGAGUACUUCCAGAGACUCAAAGAGCCCCUAUUGACCUUCCAGCUCUAUGAAGUCUUUGUCAACAUUCUCAGUCUGCUGCAGCAGAAAGAGGUGGCAGCAGAGGCCCUCCAGGUGUGCAGCCUCCUCCUGCCACCGGCCAACCGCCGCAGACUCCAGCUGCUCCUCCGCCUCAUGGCCAGGGUCUGCCAGAACCCCGCCCUUCCACCGCUUAACGAUGCCAUAGCAACACGCACCCUGAUGGUGCAGACAUUCUCGCGCUGCAUCCUGGGCUCUGCAGAGGAGGUGGACCUGGACGAGCUUCUGGCCACCAAGCUGGUCACCUUCAUGAUGGAGCACCACGACAGUGUCCUCAGGGUGCCCUCUAACCUGCACAGACAUGUGGAUGAUCACCUCUCCCACCUCAGGAGGGUACAGAUAAAGUAUGCCGGUGCCGAUACAGACGCCUCCCUGGUGUCUCCGUCGUACUGCAGGAAGAUUAGCAGGGCAGAGUUUGAGGAGCAGAGAGUCUCCAGCUCCCAGGGGCCCAUGCAGGAGCUGCUGGAGGGCCUCAUCGCCGACACUGAGCUCUCAGCCAAGGACAAGAGGAAGAGACUCAAGCAGUUCCAGAAGUCCUAUCCGGAGAUCUACCGCAGGCGGUUCCCCACAGCGGAGAGCAAGGCUGCCGUCUUACCAGAGAAAGCACCACGGCUCAAACCCCAGCUCAUGCUCCUAACCCUAAAGAAACCAUUCCAGCCUUUCCAAAGGAGUUGGAGCUUUAGGACCUAACUCUCACCUCUGACUCUGCACGUCUGACCUCUACAGUGUGGCCAGGAGACAGGGAGGAUUAUGUGUGUUGGAGUGUUUGGAGCUUAUUCCACAGCAUGUCAAUGAGAAUAGAAUUCACAGGGGUAAAGUGGCAAUAGAUGGAAUAGUGUUGCCAAUUUGACUUACUAUACUAGAAACUACUGUUAAACUAAAAAGAGAAGUAUAGUAGAAACUACUGUUAAACUAAGAAGAGGAUGCUAGGAAUCCAUAAAGGGCAGCUUGUGUUAGCCAAUUAAACAGUGACUGGAAAUUAUCAUGCAUAACAGGUCCAUAGAAUUGGUCACUACAGGUAGAAUUAGAAAUGUGUGUGCCAUGUUUAAACUGGUUUUUAAAAAUGAAACAAAAAUUACCCCCUUUUUCUCCCCAAUUUCGAUCUUGUCUCAUCGCUGCAACUCCCCAAUGGGCUCGGGAGGUGAAAGUCGAGUCAUGCGUCCUCCGAAACAUGGUUCUUAGCACCCGUCCGCUUAACCCGGAAGCCACCCGCACCAAUGUGUUGUAGGAAACAUCGUUCAACUGACGACCAGGUCAGCCUGCAGGCGCGUGACAAGGAGUCGCUAGAGCGUGAUGUGCCAAACCCUCCCCUAACCCUGGCGACGCUGGGCCAAUUGUGCGCCGCUUUAUGGGACUUCCGAUCACAGCUGAUUGUGAUACAGCCCCGGAUUAAACCUGGGUCUGUAGUGACGCCUCUAGCACUGUGAUGCAGUGUCUUAGACCGCUGCACCACUCGGGAGGCCCAUGUUUUUUUUCCCCACCAAGUGAACACAAUUUUUUUUUUUGGCGUCAUGCAUUUCAAUUGGCCAUUUACAGUGAGCUCCAAACCAAUUGGGACAGUGACCAUUUGUUGUUGUUUUGGCUCUUUACUGCGGCACUUUGGAUUUUAAAUGAUACAAUGACUGAGGUUAAAGUGCAGACUGUCGGCUAAAAAUGUGAGUGUAUUUUCAUGCCAUUUUAGGGAACCAAGAGUAUUGGAACAAAUUCACGUGUAUUAAAGUAGUCACGUUUAGUAUUUGGUCCCAUAUUCAAAGCACGCAAUGAUUACGUCAAGCUUGUGACUACACAUUUGUUGAAUGCAUUUGCUGUUCGUUUUGGUUGUUUCAGAUUAUUCUGUGCCCAAUAGA
This is a messenger RNA of Oncorhynchus mykiss (rainbow trout), 2924 nucleotides long. RefSeq names its product DEP domain-containing protein 1B. Lineage: Eukaryota; Metazoa; Chordata; Actinopteri; Salmoniformes; Salmonidae. Gene Ontology annotation, biological process: intracellular signal transduction. The record is from RefSeq and is a predicted model, not a curated record.